GGAGAUCUGGGCCCUUUCAAUCCUGGUUUGCCAGUGGAGGUGCCUGUGUGGUUGGCCAUUAACCUGAAGCAGAGGCAGAAGUGUCGGCUGAUUCCCCCGGAAUGGAUGGAUGUUGGAAAACUGGAGGAAAUUCGGGAUCAGGAACGCAAAGAGGACACCUUCACUCCCAUGCCCAGUCCCUACUACAUGGAACUCACCAAGCUGCUGCUGAAUUAUGCCUCAGACAACAUUCCCAAGGCUGAUGAGAUCCGGACGCUGGUGAAGGACACGUGGGACACACGCAUGGCCAAGCUGCGGCUCUCCGCGGACAGCUUCGUGCGCCAGCAGGAGGCUCACGCCAAGCUGGACAACUUAACCUUGAUGGAGAUCAACACUGCUGGGACUUUCCUUACCCAAGCGUUGGAUCACAUGUACAAGCUCCGGACCAACCUCCAGCCUGGAGAGAGUGCUCACUCCCAGGAUUUCUGA
Messenger RNA from Acanthisitta chloris (rifleman), 468 nucleotides. It is a transcript of the gene GINS2, whose product is annotated as GINS complex subunit 2 (Psf2 homolog). The record is from RefSeq and is a predicted model, not a curated record. NCBI's taxonomy places the organism in Eukaryota, Metazoa, Chordata, Aves, Passeriformes, Acanthisittidae. Gene Ontology annotation, cellular component: nucleus; GINS complex. Gene Ontology annotation, biological process: double-strand break repair via break-induced replication; DNA replication. The transcript is spliced from 4 exons. The annotation marks the transcript as partial.